AUGAAGUCUAGGAGACCCAGCUGCACCGACUCCGGAUCCGUGUCCUCGGAGGUAGACCCCCAGAGCCCGGAGAAGUACGAGACCUCCACGAAGCGACGGAUGGCUGCCAAUGCCAGAGAGAGGAAGAGGAUGGAGGGUUUGAACACAGCCUUCGACCGCUUGCGUAAAGUGGUCCCCCAGUGGGGCGAGGACAAGACGCUAUCCAAGUAUGAAACCCUGCAGAUGGCCCUCAGCUACAUCCUGGCCCUCAACCGGAUCCUGACAGACCCCAGGAGACACAACGCUCCUCAAAGGCAGUGGCGGGACCUGCAGUUGGACUGUGUGCAGCCUGAGAACUACGCCUGCCUCAGAAGGUACGACUCUCCCGCUGAGCAGGACUACAUCUCGUCCUUCUCCUAUCAGUUCGAUGGACAUCAGCUCCACGCAUAA
Molecule: messenger RNA, 429 nt
Organism: Gymnodraco acuticeps
Lineage: Eukaryota; Metazoa; Chordata; Actinopteri; Perciformes; Bathydraconidae
Gene: atoh7
Product: atonal bHLH transcription factor 7
Exons: 1
Coding region: 1-429 (142 amino acids)
Molecular function (GO): protein dimerization activity
Source: RefSeq, a predicted model, not a curated record